CAAAAAAAAAAAAAAAAAUUUUUAGAAAAAUAGAAUCGAAAAGAGAUUUUUCACGCGUUUAAUCUAAUCAGCUAAGCAAUGUAUUUUGGCAAUAUACGCAGUCACGCCCACGACAAUGAAAACUUUGAGGAUGACAGCACCCGGAGACAUUUUAUCUCAAAAGUGUGCAGCAUACUUGCCAUGCAAUUGGCGAUCACCGCUGGAAUAACAUGCAUAUUUGUCUUCAUUGAGAGUCCCAGACAUUGGUUAAGCGAACAUGGUUGGCUAUUUUAUGUAGCCAUAGGUAUAUAUAUGAUACUAUCUCUCGCGCUAUUUUGUUGUCUUUCGCUUGCUCGAAAGGUGCCUAUUAACUAUAUACUACUGAUAUUAUGUACGGUGGCCGAGUCAAUUAUAGUUAGCGUUAUAUGUCUAUUAUAUGAUCCUCUUAAGAUUCUAUCAGCUGUGGGCAUUACGGUUGCUGUCUGUCUUAUUCUGGCACUUUUUGCAGCCUUUGCUCCGUGCGAUUUUACGGGUUGUGGUCCAUUUUUAUGUAUAUUUGCGAUUGUUCUGGUUUUAUUAGGGAUCGUCAAUAUUUUUAUAAGAGAUCGCACCCUAAUCUGGAUAUUUGUUUGUGCCGGCAUCCUCUUGUUUUCUAUGUACAUCGUCUAUGACAUCCAGAUGAUGGUGGGUGGCCAUAAGAAUGAAUACAGCGAGGAGGAUUACAUCAUUGCCGCCCUCUGCCUUUACAUUGAUGUCAUUCAAAUGUUUCUAUUUAUUUUGAUGCUACUUGGCUUACUUGACGACUAAAUUGUAUAUCUAUAAAUAAUCUUAUCUUCAAUAUGCACAUUUUUA
Drosophila innubila is the source of this 831-nucleotide messenger RNA. RefSeq names its product protein lifeguard 1. Gene Ontology annotation, cellular component: membrane. The transcript has 3 exons. NCBI's taxonomy places the organism in Eukaryota, Metazoa, Arthropoda, Insecta, Diptera, Drosophilidae. Bases 79 to 786 code for a protein of 235 amino acids. The record is from RefSeq and is a predicted model, not a curated record.